Messenger RNA from Pseudonaja textilis, 1554 nucleotides. The record is from RefSeq and is a predicted model, not a curated record. NCBI's taxonomy places the organism in Eukaryota, Metazoa, Chordata, Lepidosauria, Squamata, Elapidae.
UUUGCCUGGAAUGGUCUAGGGUCUUCUGCUUGAACAGCGGGUUGGACUAGAAGACCUCUUGAGGUCCCAGCUCCGCUCUUCUGUGUUACCUGCUCAGCCAGGAUGCAGCGUUUUGAGGCCUGGCGUCGGUCCUUCCCAUUUCUUUCCCGUUUCCGGGUUUACAAGAAGCUGAGCUGUGGCAUGCAGGCGGAUGAAGGGACCGACUGGUUACUCGAACUCCUGACCGAAGUGCAGCUUCAGCAGUACUUCCUCCGGAUCCGUGAUGACCUCAACGUCACUCGCCUGUCGCACUUUGAGUAUGUCAAGAAUGAGGACCUGGAGAAAAUCGGAAUGGGGAGACCAGGUCAGAGACGCCUCUGGGAGGCCGUGAAGAGGAGGAAGGCUGUGUGCAAACGGAAAUCCUGGAUGAGCAAGGUCUUCAGCGCGAAGCGCCCUGACUCGGAGAUGCCCCCGUUGCCCCCGAGUCUCUUGAGUAAGCAGCCGAGCCCGGUGGCCCUCGAGGAGUCCCAGCAACAGGCCUUGACCUGCCUCAUCAGCGAGAAGGACCUGGUGUUGCUGGAGAAACUGGGCGACGGUUCUUUCGGCGUGGUGCGCCGCGGGGAGUGGUGCGCCCCGUCGGGCAAGUUGGUAAGCCAUUACAAAGGGGUGCCGGUCAAGUGCCUGAAGACGGACGCCCUGAACCAGCCGGAGGCCCUGGACGACUUCAUCCGUGAGGUCAACGCCAUGCAUUCCCUGGACCACGUCAACCUCAUCCGCCUCUACGGCGUGGUGCUCUCCAACCCCAUGAAGAUGGUGACCGAACUGGCCCCGCUGGGCUCCCUGCUGGACCGCCUGCGCAAGAACCUGGGCCACUUCCUGAUCGCCACCCUCUGCCACUACGCCAUCCAGAUCGCCCGCGGCAUGGCCUACCUGGAGUCCAAGCGCUUCAUCCACCGCGAUCUGGCUGCCCGGAACAUCCUGUUGGCGGCCAACGACCUAGUCAAGAUUGGGGACUUCGGCCUCAUGCGCGCCUUGCCCAAAAACAACGACCACUACAUCAUGCAGGAGCACCGCAAGGUCCCCUUCGCCUGGUGUGCCCCGGAGAGCCUGAAGACGCGCACCUUCUCCCAUGCUAGCGACACCUGGAUGUUUGGCGUGACCCUCUGGGAGAUGUUCACCUACGGACAGGAGCCGUGGGUUGGCCUUAAUGGCAGCCAGAUUCUUCACAAGAUCGAUAAGGAAGGCGAGCAACUGCCCCGACCAGAAGAUUGUCCCCAAGAUAUCUACAACGUCAUGUUGCAGUGCUGGGCGCACAAGCCGGAAGACCGGCCCACCUUCGUCGCUCUGCGGGAUUUCCUCCUGGAGCAACAUUUCAGGGCGGAGAAUUACUGGUGGCGGGGCCAGAAUAAGCGGACACUGAAGGUGGGUCAAUUCCCACGCAACACGGUGACUUCCGUGGCGGGAUUGUCCGCCCACGACAUCAGCCAGCCGCUCAAGAACAGCUUCAUCCACACGGGCCAUGGUGACACCAACCCUCAGCAGAGCUGGGGCUUCCCCGAUAAGAUUGAUGAGUAA